UAAGCAAUGCUUGCUUUUGUUGCUUAAUUAGCUCUCAAUUGCCAACUCUAAUGAUGGGUCAGUUUCCCUUUGCCAGCUCAGUUACCAUUCUCUUUCAUCUCUCUUUUCGUUAACGGAAGCACUCAAUAUACGAGUUGGCCUGGAAUUGAAACAGCUCUGACAGCGAGAUGAGUGCCUCUUGUUCUUUCUUUUUAUAGCCCUUUUCCCCUUUUCUAGCCCUUUUUACGACUGCCCACAUUCCCAAAAUCUUGUCUUGUGCCUUCAUGAAAUCAAAUUUUCUCGCUGUGCGUCUUUGGUAGCAGGCUUUUCUGCAAGUGGGUCUCUUGGGUUGUGAUCUUUGAUUGAGAUUGGUGACAAAUUCACAGCUUUCUGGUCGCGUGCCGUAGUUCUUGAUCAGCUGAAUCGAUCUCUGUGAAAAAGAUUGAAUCUUUGGCUAUCAGGAUGAAGGAUUUCCCCUCUUGUUUCGGCGAAAGCGGCGUGCAAGUAGUAGAUUCUUCAUCCAAUGCGGCAAAAUCUGCUCACAAUCUCGUGACUUGCAUCUAUCAAGCUCAGGUUGGCUACAAUUCUUAUGCGAUCACUCUCUGCUGGAGCAAACACUUGAUGGGUCAAGGUCUCAACAUCGAAAUCGAAGAUUCCGCAAACAAAUGCCUCUGCAAGUUUGAUGUAAAGCCUUGGUUGUUCUCUAAAUGGAAAGGAUCAAAGAGACUGGAAGCAGACAGUGCCAAGAUUGAAAUCUUUUGGGAUCUCUCGGCUGCAAGGUUUGGAUCUGGGCCUGAACCAUUGGAAGGGUUCUACGUUGCCUUCUUGUUUGAUCGUGAGGUGGUCCUGUUGCUUGGUGAUAUGAAUAAAGAGGCAAUGAGAAAGGCUAAUGCAGGUCCUUCCCCUUGUAGUGCGGUGUUUGUAGCUAAAAAGGAGCAUAUUUUUGGGAAGAAGGUUCAUUGUACGAGAGCUCGGUUUUGCGAUAACGGGAAAGUUCAUGAUGUUGCUAUAGAGUGUGAGACGGUUGGACCCAGAGAUCCUUCGCUUGAGAUUCGGAUCGAUAAGAAGAGGGUUUUGCAAGUGAAAAGGCUUUGUUGGAAGUUUAGAGGGAACCAAACUAUUUUGGUUGAUGGGGUUUCGAUCGAAGUGUUUUGGGAUGUUCACAGUUGGCUCUUCGGAGGGCAUGUUGGCAAUGCGGUGUUCAUGUUUCAAUCCUGCUCUUCGAGCGAGAAGUCGUUGCCGUGGUCUUCUUCUCGAGAGCUGAAAGAAACCCAAUUGCGGAGCUUAGGGUUUUCAUUAGUUUUGUAUGCGUGGAAGAGUGAUUAUUAGGUGUGUUUGAUACUGUUAUGUGCAUGGUUGAGAAUUUUAUUCUUUUUUCUUCUCCCAUUUCCCCCUUUCUAGGACAGUGCGAGUGAGGAUCCCAUUUGUGUCUGGGAUUGAAUGGUUGAUAAAUUUGAUAUGUUUGAAUAGAUUGGAAAA
This is a messenger RNA of Asparagus officinalis (garden asparagus), 1458 nucleotides long. RefSeq lists its product as uncharacterized. NCBI's taxonomy places the organism in Eukaryota, Viridiplantae, Streptophyta, Magnoliopsida, Asparagales, Asparagaceae. The record is from RefSeq and is a predicted model, not a curated record. The transcript has a single exon. Bases 442 to 1308 code for a protein of 288 amino acids.